Messenger RNA from Neurospora tetraspora, 252 nucleotides. RefSeq lists its product as uncharacterized. The record is from RefSeq and is a predicted model, not a curated record. The coding region runs from base 1 to 252 and encodes 83 amino acids. The transcript has 2 exons. Lineage: Eukaryota; Fungi; Ascomycota; Sordariomycetes; Sordariales; Sordariaceae.
AUGUCGUCCUCCAACUCAAACACUAGCGGUUACCUUUCCCCUCCCAGCUCCUCCUCCACGAAAACUUCGUACGAGAAGACUCCAUCAUCCACUAGCACUACUAGCACUACCAGCAGCGGGUCGUCAUCGAGCACUCCCAACAACUCAAGCACGUCGUACACGACCGCCGAGACGGUGGUCGUCCCGAGCUCGACAAGUUCGGGGGCUAAGAGGAAAAGUUCGGUGGAGGAUUGGUGGAGGAGUGUCCGAUGA